GGUUUCAUAGCGCGUUUGCGUUUUUGAUUUCCUCUUUGUCUUCCACUCAUCGAAUUGAUUUGUAUAAAAGACCCAUUCGGUUAGUCUACAAAUCAGUUCAAUUCCGUUUUCGGUAUUUGUAGCAAUCAAAUCAAACUAAUUAAACAACAAUGGCAUUCAAAUUCAUCGCCUUCUUCGCUCUCUGCGUAGCCGCCGCUAGCGCUGGUGUCAUCGCCCCAGCUGCCCCAUUGGCCACUGUUGCCGCCGCUCCAUUGGCUGUUGCUGCUCGCGUUGAGGAAUACGACCCACAUCCUCAGUACACCUACGGUUAUGAUGUGCAAGAUGCUCUCUCCGGUGACUCGAAGACCGCUGUGGAGACCCGUGAUGGUGGUAUCGUCCAAGGUCAAUACUCUCUGAAUGACGCUGAUGGUUACCGUCGUAUUGUGGACUACACUGCCGACCCAAUCAACGGUUUCAACGCAGUUGUCCGUCGUGAACCUUUGGUUGCCCCCGUCGUAGCUGCUGCUCCAGUCGUUGCUGCCCCUGCUCCAGUUGUCAGAGCCGCUGCUCUCGCCGCACCCGCACCAAUCGUCGCUGCUGCCCCAGCUCCCGUUGUCAGAGCCGCUGCCUUCGCCGCUCCUGCUCCCCUCGUUGCCGGUCCAGCUGUAGUGAGAACCCAAUUCGCUUCUCCCCUCAUCUCUUACGCUUAUUAGAGAAGUUGGUCUGAACAUUUGCCAUUAGUUGUUAAUCAUGAAUACGAACUGUGAAUAAAUUUAAACAUAAAAACA
This is a messenger RNA of Zeugodacus cucurbitae (melon fly), 767 nucleotides long. RefSeq names its product larval cuticle protein A2B-like. The record is from RefSeq and is a predicted model, not a curated record. Lineage: Eukaryota; Metazoa; Arthropoda; Insecta; Diptera; Tephritidae. The coding region runs from base 150 to 692 and encodes 180 amino acids. The transcript is spliced from 2 exons. Gene Ontology annotation, cellular component: extracellular matrix.